This is a messenger RNA of Eruca vesicaria subsp. sativa (arugula), 1940 nucleotides long. NCBI's taxonomy places the organism in Eukaryota, Viridiplantae, Streptophyta, Magnoliopsida, Brassicales, Brassicaceae. The record is from the annotation of a GenBank genome assembly.
GCGUAUUUCACGAUCUAUAUACGUAUCAUUCAUGUCGACUUUUUAGAAAAAAAUCCACGUAGAGUUUUCUUAUAGUAGUAAGUUUCCUCGCAACGACAAGCACAUUUGUAAUUGAUUUUUCUUUUGAUAUAAUUAUAAUUAAAAAAGGAAGAAGAAGGUCACAGAGAUUGAACAUGAUUCUCCACUUUCUUACCAUUCGUUGCUCUUCUUUUCCCACUUUCCACUCUUGUCUUCUUCUUCUCCUUCAUCUUACUUAACACAUAAGCCACCAAGCCAAAACAGAGCAACACAAACUCAAAUGGCUUCUCCUCCUCUAUACUUCUUCCUUCUCUUCCUCUCCGUCGUUUCAGCCGUCAAACUACCUCUGUCUGCAUUCUCCCACCACACAGACCAAUUAGUACCCACUGACCCUUACCUCCAUCUCCGCCGUCUCGCCGAUUCCUCCAUAGCCAGAGCCCAACAGCUCAAACAACCAAGCUCCAUUAAACCCAACGAAGAUGCUCUCUCGGCCUCCUCAGCCGCAGUCGUGAAAUCCCCUCUUACUCCUAAAAGCUACGGAGGAUACUCAGUCUCUCUAAGCUUCGGCACGCCGCCGCAGACCAUCCAUUUCGUAUUCGACACCGGAAGCAGCCUUGUCUGGUUCCCUUGCACCUCAAGGUAUAUCUGCUCCGGCUGCAAUUUCCCCGGUUUGGAUCCGACCCGGAUCCCAAGAUUUGUCCCUAAGGCCUCUUCCUCCUCACGGGUUAUCGGGUGUCAGAAUCCGAAAUGCAAGUUCCUAUUCGGACCCAAUGUGAAGUGCAGAGGAUGCAACCCGAAUGCCCACAACUGCACCGUCGCUUGUCCACCGUACAUUCUCCAAUACGGAUUAGGAUCAACGGCUGGAAUUUUACUGUCCGAAAAGCUUAAUUUCGCGGAUCUAACCGUACCCGAUUUCGUCGUCGGAUGCUCUAUUCUCUCGACCCGAACCCCCACUGGUAUCGCCGGGUUUGGACGAGGACGCGAAUCGCUUCCUUCACAGAUGAAUUUAAAAAGAUUCUCAUAUUGUUUGGUCUCUCGUCGAUUCGACGAUACAAAAGUAAGCACAGAUCUUGAUCUGGAUACCGGGUCGGGUCAUAAAACCGGUUCGAAAACUCCGGGUCUUAGCUACACGCCGUUUCGUAACAACCCGAACGUCUCCAACUCAGCGUUUCUCGAGUAUUACUACCUCAAUCUCCGGCGAAUAUUCGUCGGAAGGAAGCGCGUGAAGAUUCCUUACAAGUUCUUAGCGCCGAGACCCGACGGAAACGGAGGAUCCAUCGUCGAUUCCGGAUCCACAUUCACUUUCAUGGAGCGACCCGUUUUCGAGCUCGUCGCUGAGGAAUUCGCGGCGCAGAUGUCGAAUUACAGCAGAGAAGUGAAGUUGGAGAAGAUCACCGGACUUGGGCCGUGUUUCAGCAUCUCCGGGAAGGGAUCGAUGACGGUGCCGGAGUUAACGUUCGAGUUCAAAGGUGGAGCGAAAAUGGAAUUGCCGUUGUCUAAUUACUUUACGCUCGUCGGAGGCGUUGAUAACGUUUGUUUAACGGUGGUUUCCGAUAACACCGUUAGUUCCACCGGUGGACGCAGUGGUCCGGCGAUUAUUCUCGGGAGCUUUCAGCAACAGAACUAUCACGUGGAGUAUGAUUUGGAGAAUGACAGGUUUGGGUUCGCCAAGAAGAAGUGCAGCCCGUGAGUAUCCAGGGGUAAUUUCGUAGUUAACUUAAUCAACCGAUGAGACCAAUUUAAUUUUAUGAUUUAAGAGAUAUAUUAAUUUCCUUUACAAUAAAAAGGUUGUUAAAUGUUUGUAACUAAGAGAUAUAUUAAAGUUAAGAUCAAAUCUAAAUUUCUAUUAUCUGUAAUUAAUGGAUGCUAAAGGUGUGGAUGAGGAAACUAAAUAACAUGUGAAGUCAUUAGACAUUAGUCAU